AUGGCUGUAGCUCAGAAAACUCGGUCCACGGUGCAGAGGAAUGGGUCUCAGGUGAUGCAGAAGCAAAACUUGCUCAACGCUGUUGUCACCCCACAGCAAGUACACCAGGUCAUCCAGUCUGCCCUGCAGAUGGUUAUUGGGGACCUCGCUUACUCCCGCAAGGAAGGUGACCAGAUUAUGGCUUACGUGGUUCGAGAUUGGGGCCUGUCCUGUGCUGAUUUUCAGGUGGACGGCGUGAUGCCAGCGAUUGUGCAGCAGUUCUUGAAGACUCUGACAAUCUUCGUCUUCCUGGACCCAAACAACUCCGAUCGCAUCAUCGAGUCCUACAAGAUUGAGUUUGAGUACGAGGGGACCGCAAUAAUGGCGUCCUUUGGCAGCUCUGACGUUCCAUCGUCCUCUUCAACUGCUGCGUUCACCGCUAGGUCGCCCAUGGCUGUUCGGGAGCUUCGCAGCAAGUACCUCGAAAUCAAGCUUGACUUCAAUGAUAAGGCUUCUUCAGACUAUCGUCUGCCGAAUUUCGCACCCUACACCCGCGAGUUAUGGAUGCGGACUCCCAAUCACCAGGUUCCCUUGAACAUCGCCUGCGGCCGAAUGAACACAGCCGCAAAGGAGACAGCUCUAAGCUUUGGACUCGCCAUUCAGUCAGUCGCCAAUUACUUGCACGUCGGCGAAGAGAUUUCCGACGAGCCCGUCUCCCAGCCUUGUGACGGACAGCUCAAGCAUGAGGCGCACACUGUUGACUGGCUACUACGUAACAUCCCCGACGUCGGUCCGGUAGCAACCUAUCCCUUUGGUCCACAAGAAAUCGGCGUCGCCGAUCUCCCUGGCGUCCGCGGUAUUUUUGGUCGCUUCGAGGAGCGUAUUGGACCUUGGGACAAGUUUGAGAUGCUUGAGGAAGAGACCUUGGUGACGGGAUCCCAAGACUAUUUAGAGUCUCACGAGACGCUUCCCAGAGUCAAACCCACCCUCUACCCACCCGAAGUUAUUCUCACCUAUCCCGUUGGCAAUCUACUCGCCCAGCUUCAAGCUCCUCCAGUUCUCCCUGAUGCACCUCUCGUCUCCAGCAAGCCGGUCCCUCUUCGCCAGGCCGCCGAGACCAAGAAGACUCACAUCGCCAAGAAGGCUGGCUCCCGCCAGCCCGGAGUUACGUCUCCCCAACCCAAGCCCAAGCCCAAGACACAGUCCUUGCGUGAACGUGAGAUCAAGAAGCAGACGGAGCUUCUCAAGGACAAGCAGAAGCAGGUUCACACGCCGAAGUCCAACGCAGCCUCAGCUGUUAAGACGGCUGGCCCAGCCCCGCCAACGCUCGCCAAGUCAACGGCUCCUCUCUUUGGCGCUCUGAACCUCUUACACUGCGACGCCGUCAUGAACCGGGCGUAG
Molecule: messenger RNA, 1380 nt
Organism: Cutaneotrichosporon cavernicola
Lineage: Eukaryota; Fungi; Basidiomycota; Tremellomycetes; Trichosporonales; Trichosporonaceae
Exons: 12
Coding region: 1-1380 (459 amino acids)
Source: RefSeq, a predicted model, not a curated record